AUGGGAUGUCGGCAAAGCUCUGAGGAGAAAGAGGCAGCGCGGCGGUCCCGUAGGAUUGACCGCCACCUGCGCUCUGAAAGUCAGAGGCAGCGAAGAGAGAUUAAGCUCCUUCUCCUGGGUACCAGCAAUUCUGGGAAGAGUACUAUUGUAAAGCAGAUGAAAAUAAUUCAUAGUGGUGGCUUUAACUUGGAGGCUUGCAAGGAAUACAAACCUCUGAUUAUCUAUAAUGCAAUUGACUCCCUCACACGUAUCAUUCGGGCUCUGGCCACCCUUAAGAUAGAAUUUCACAAUCCUGACAGAGCAUAUGAUGCUGUGCAGCUUUUUGCCCUGACAGGCCCAGCUGAGAGCAAAGGUGAGAUUACCCCUGAGCUUCUGGGAGUCAUGAAACGGCUCUGGGCAGACCCUGGUGUGCAGGAGUGUUUUUGCCGCUCCAAUGAGUACCACCUAGAGGAUAAUGCUGCAUACUACUUAAACGACCUAGAAAGGAUUGCAGCACUGGACUACAUCCCUACAGUGGAAGAUAUUCUGCGUUCUCGGGACAUGACCACAGGGAUUGUAGAAAAUAAAUUCACCUUCAAAGAGCUGACUUUCAAAAUGGUGGACGUGGGUGGACAGAGAUCUGAACGCAAAAAAUGGAUCCACUGUUUCGAGGGGGUUACAGCAAUAAUUUUCUGUGUGGAGCUGAGUGGAUAUGACUUGAAGCUGUAUGAAGAUAACCAAACAAGUCGAAUGGCAGAAAGUUUGCGUCUCUUUGAUUCCAUCUGCAACAACAACUGGUUUAUCAACACUUCCCUCAUCCUUUUUUUGAAUAAGAAAGAUCUGCUGGCAGAAAAAAUCCGACGCAUCCCCUUAACAGUCUGCUUUCCUGAAUACAAAGGCCAAAACACUUAUGAGGAGGCAGCAGUCUACAUUCAACGCCAGUUCGAGGACUUGAAUCGCAACAAGGAGACGAAGGAGAUCUACUCACAUUUCACCUGCGCCACUGAUACCAGUAACAUACAAUUUGUCUUUGAUGCAGUGACAGAUGUCAUCAUUCAGAACAAUCUCAAAUAUAUUGGCCUCUGCUAA
Molecule: messenger RNA, 1068 nt
Organism: Gavia stellata (red-throated loon)
Lineage: Eukaryota; Metazoa; Chordata; Aves; Gaviiformes; Gaviidae
Gene: GNAZ
Product: G protein subunit alpha z
Exons: 2
Coding region: 1-1068 (355 amino acids)
Biological process (GO): adenylate cyclase-modulating G protein-coupled receptor signaling pathway
Cellular component (GO): heterotrimeric G-protein complex
Molecular function (GO): G-protein beta/gamma-subunit complex binding; GTP binding; G protein-coupled receptor binding
Source: RefSeq, a predicted model, not a curated record